Messenger RNA from Pecten maximus, 1702 nucleotides. RefSeq lists its product as uncharacterized. Gene Ontology annotation, molecular function: protein binding. The transcript is spliced from 12 exons. The coding region runs from base 15 to 1685 and encodes 556 amino acids. Lineage: Eukaryota; Metazoa; Mollusca; Bivalvia; Pectinida; Pectinidae. The record is from RefSeq and is a predicted model, not a curated record.
ACAACUGGAGGGACAUGUUAGAAUGCAGUUGGGAGCUACCAGCCUACAAUCUGAGAGACAUUGAAGUGAAAUUGAUGUGGUACAAUGGCGCGUUUGGUCAGUGCCCUGACAUCAGCCCCAACAUGACGAAGUGCACCCUCCGACCCUCAUACGCCGCCCUGGAUGUGUAUACAUGGCAUUUUCGAGUCAUAGUGACCAACACCAGGCGGAAUGUUUCCGCAGUCGGUCCAUUCAUUGCCAAGAACCAACUAGAAAAUGUGAAGCCGGACAAAGUGGACAGGUUAAACUACGAGUAUACUGACAACAGUGGCUGUAUACGACUGACCUGGACUUGUGAGGCCGUUACAUGUGUGAGUCCUUCGAGAAAGAAACAGAUCCGGGUACGAUACGUCACCUUACCUGGCGAACCUAAGGAGGUCCAUGAAUACCCUGAUGGAUACCCUGAUAGGAGUGUGUUGGUGUGUGACCUCGAUCCCGACACUCUCUAUACAUUUACUAUAGAUGUGAGGGCGACUAGUUCAUCCUUCUAUAGCGACCCUGUGACUAUAGCGGUCAGAACUGACGAGGACGUACCACUAGUGGCUCCGGAAGUCCACCAGGGGGCGUAUCAUCGGCAGAGCUUCAGCUGUCUGUCUGAUCCCGAUGGUUACCAUGACGUCACCGUCUACUGGAAGAAAAUGCCAAAGGAGGAAGCCCGCGGAAACAUCGUUAACUACGUGGUGGAGACGUGGGAGGCUAAUGACGAGAUGGACAAGAGGAUCAACAUCACCGGUAAUUUUACCUACUCCAUGGGUACCUCGUUGUCGGGUACAGUGAGACUAAGGUGUGGCUCUGCCUAUGAUAUAAGAAUCAGAGCGUCAACAAAGAAAGGAUUCUCAAAGUCUUGGUCCCAUCUGCGGAUCCCAACGUUUUCCAGACAAGGUCCUCGUCCUCCUUCCGUUCGUGUAGAGGAAGGAGGUGGAAAGUACGAGUUGACUUGGACCGACUCCCCACGAACCGGACAGACAGGCUACACGGUGUUCUACUGUCAACGUAAAAACGACACCCACUGCAAGGGAUCCGUCAUGUCAGUUGAUGUGGACAGUCCAGACAGAUACACUACACUAGAUGUCCCGGAUACAGAGGUGGAAUACCUGUUCGGCGUGUCCGGUAACUUCGGCUCCUUCGGAAGUGGCUUUGAUCUAGUCAGCUGUGUUUAUCAUAAAAACGCAGUACCACCUCCCCCCUCCAAUAUCGCGAUCACCUCCAAGGAUCACGCUGGUGUGAUAGUGACAUGGAAUCACGUGACCUGUUUGGACAAUGCCCCUGUUAUUGUCACUUACACAAUACGAUGGUGUAAAGUAAAUAAGGAAUUGACUACAGAAGAUGAAACCUGUAACGGAAAAAACGUAUCCAUACUGGCACAUUGCCCUGCACUCUUUGUAUUGGAAGAUGUAAAUGAAGAGGAAACGUACGGGGUACAGAUCCGCAGUUCAUCGUCUGUUCAGACUGGAGCCUUUUCCUAUCCGGUAUACAUCACACUGCCCAAGAAAGAUACAGACAGUGAGGAUAACCGUACUGGGGACAUAUUACAACUGUGUCUCAUCGUCGUCAUCGUCCUCCUCUUUGUUAUAUGUGUGACCUGGCUCACAUGCUACCUCAGAAAUCGGAUACGUUGCCAAAACGAUGUAAAAUUGAGGUCCUAGCACCAUAGAAGUAAAAG